AUGGGAAUAGUUUUUGCUAACCUUGUGCUUAUUUGUGUUUUAAAUAAUCGUCGUUAUAUCAAAUAUAUUGAAAAUCAGCCAAGGUACCUGUUGACAUCACUAGCUCUGAACGAUUUGUUUACGGGUAUUCUCAUAGCUCCUGUGGCGCUAUUACCAGCGUUAUACAAGUGCUGGCCGUACGGAGAAAUAUUUUGUCAAAUCCAAGCUUUAUUAAGAGGUGCCGUCAGUCAACAAAGUGCGGUUAUAUUAGUGUGUAUGGCGAUAGACAGGUAUUUGUACUUGCUCCACCCAAAUACCUAUCACAAGCAUUCAAGUAAAAAGGGUUGCGUGUUGGUUAUAAGUGUUACUUGGAUUUUAUCAGUGUCAUUGUUUGCUCUAAUGGUUCUGCCUAGAUCUGGGUACUAUUUUAAUUCUACUGGUUUAAUGGCAUGUGAUGUAUUUCAUAGCAGAGUAGCUUUCAGAAUUUUAUCAUGUUGUGCUUAUUAUUUUCCGACUACCAUGGCACUUAUGUAUUGCUAUGGAUCAGGAUUUCAUGUUAGCAAAACGAGGAAUAAAUACGAUCAUGAGCCAGCGAGACCGAACGGUAUACCAGUGGCAUGCCCGAAGAGUUCACACAGAGAAGUAGAAACUGUUCAAAUUCAACCACCGAUCAGGCCGCACAGCGUCAGCACUUCUCGUACAAUGGCUGCAAUGUCUUUAGGUUUCAUUGUAAUGGUAACUCCAGCUACAAUAAAAGAGGUUGUUGCUGCAUGCACUGGAUGCAAAGUUCCACCAUCGCUGGACUUCAUAGUUACUUGGUUGGCUUUAAGUAACAGUUUUUGGAAUCCUUUUCUUUACUGGCUUCUAAACGGACAUUUUAGGAGGAUAAGUAACGACCUCGUCCAGUAUUAUGUUUGCUGUCGAAGAAAGAAGACUUUUUCUGUAUACGAAAAAACUGCAGCUUGUUGUGGUUCACCAAUUACAUCGGAAGGCUUACAUUCAAAAGGUGAAUUUGAAGGGCUCGGAGAAAAAUAUUGGGGGGAAAUUUUAGAGCGUACGGUUUCAUCAACUUCUUUACACGCUAUUCAAAAGGCCUGCCACAGAGAUGUCCUCAGAUGCACCGGAUCAUUCAAGGGUUGUCCCAAUAGUUGCAAACAUGAUCUUAGAUUUUUUGAUGGGUAUGGUCCAACAGAUUAUAGGCAACUAGAUCGUUCUGCAUUUCAGAUAGAAUCUUGUUCUAGACAAUGUAAGAUGAAGAAUUCAGACUUCUGCCUAUUUAGACCAAACUUUGAAAUUGAACCUGGUCGUUCUCGUUCUAAUUUGAGUUUAGAUGAAGGGAAUCUAAGCAAAAUGUGCAAUGGUAGGCAUUCAGAGUUGUGA
Parnassius apollo (apollo) is the source of this 1359-nucleotide messenger RNA. The record is from the annotation of a GenBank genome assembly. Lineage: Eukaryota; Metazoa; Arthropoda; Insecta; Lepidoptera; Papilionidae.